CAUACGCCGGUCUCGCGUUGUCAGCCGCCCGGAACGAUCAAUUGAGAGUGCUCGUCGGACACGAUCUCUCACUCGACAACGAUGUCUGUCGCCCUGAGCGCAUAUCGGGACCGCAAUCUGGCGAGCAGUGGCGGUAACCGCAGGCGAUGCGGUGCGUCUUCCCGCAUUCGGCAAUGUUUAAGGUUGGGGUUGCACGUCAAUGCUCGAUUCAGCCUUUCACUCAACCCAGCUGGAUCUGUGGACCUCUGGACACCCCUGCUUUGUUCAUCUGGCCGUGACUGGUGCUGUGACGACCCGGCGACUUGCUUUUUCGGAUUUCAUCGUCUUCUGGUUUGCACUGGCGUCAGCCGCAGUGGCCCAAUUCGGUCGGUACGGACUUAACCACCAGGUAUAAAGGCUCUUCUGGUCUCGGUCUGGUGUCUGGCAGCAACCUGCGUCGCAAUCUCUUCUGGACAUCUGCAAAACACAUCCCCAGUCAUGGGCAACUCUCACUCUCAGCCGUCUCAGCUCGCCGCUGCACCCCAACCUCUUCCACUUGACUCAAAACGACUACCUCGGCCUGUCCCCAAGAAGUCGUCGACGGCGUUGACUGCUUUGACUCUAGGUUGCGCGUCAUCCGCACACAGUUUCGACGAGGUAUCCCCACCAGCCAGCUCUAUCGGUGGUCCCGAAGACAAGCACAGUUUUGAGCAACCGCCACCUCUGUACGCGUCGACAUCCGACCUCCACGAAGACGACGACAAGGCCGCACAGGCAUACAAGACGUUCCUGAAGAAGUACCCCGAAUAUCAGCUCACCUGGACUUUGGACGCUCUCCGGAGAAGCGACUUUGCGAGACUAGAUCGCUCGGGCGAGACUUAUGUCGAUUACAUGGGCGCCUCCCUGUACCCCGAGAGUUUGAUCCGUGUCCAUACUGGUUUCCUGCAGCGUAAUGUAUUGGGAAACACGCACUCGGUCAACAACUCAUCACAGCUCUCGUCCCGCUAUGCGGAAGAAGCGCGCCAGGCAGUGCUUUCGUUCUUCAGGGCACCCCCAGGUUACACCGUCGUCUUCACCGCGAACGCAACAGGAGCCUUGAAGCUUGUGGGAGAAUCCUUCCCCUUCCAGGAGGGCAGCUCCUUCGUUCUUAGCGCCGAUUCGCAUAACAGCGUUCACGGCAUAAGACAGUUCGCCGCCUGGAAGGACGCCAAGGUCGUCUAUAUCCCUUGCUUAGACCAGGGCGGCGUGGACACCAAGACAGCGAUGGACGUAUUAUCAACUCAACGGGCACCGCACGACACUGCCCCGGCUCUAUUUGCGCUCACGGCCCAAUCAAAUGUCACUAACAGCAAGAACAACCUCGGUCUCAUCAAGCACGCGAAGUCGCUAGGGUACAGCGUACUUCUCGACGCUGCGGCACUAGCGGCAACAUCCGUCAUAAACCUGUCGGACUAUCCGGUAGACGCCAUGGCCCUCAGCUUCUACAAGAUGUUCGGGUUCCCGACCGGCGUCGGGGCAUUGAUUGUCAAAGAAUCCUUCCUGGCAGAACUGAGCCGCCCAUGGUUCGCUGGUGGGACAGUCGACCUCGUCCAGGCACCAGGCAUGGUCUACAGAAUGAGUAGUGAGCUCCACUCGCGCUUCGAGGACGGCACCAUCAACUUCCUGAACCUCCCAGCGAUCACCGAUGGUCUGCGAUUCCUUUCCGCGUAUCUCCCCUUCCUCCCCAUUCGACUCGCGUCCCUGACCCACUACCUGAUAACCUCUCUUGCCGAGCUGAAACAUGACAACGGCGCAUCCGUCGUCCGCGUGCUCUCACGCGCUCCCACUCGCCGGCCAAAGGCAGUAGGCGAACAAGCCGAGACCGGCUCCGUAGUUAGCGUGAUAUUCCUUUCGCCCACGGGAGAGAUGCUCCCGCUGUCCUUCAUCGAGCACGCCGCGACAACACAAAAUAUCUCGCUGCGCACGGGUUGCAUGUGCAACCCGGGCGGCGCGGCAGCGAUCCUCGGCCUGCGGAACGAGAUGGCAAUGCUCGACGACCGCUCGACGAUGCGCGACUUUGAGGUGCAGGUCGGCCGCGAGCUCGGCGUCGUGCGCAUGAGUCUCGGCCUCGCGAGCAACUUCCACGACGUGUACCGCGUGCUCCGCUUCGCGGGCGCCAUCGGACAUACAGCGACGCGCGAAAGCAUGUGGAAUACCUGGCAGGAAGCCAGGGCAGCGGGGCUCAGCGGCGGACACUAGGCGAUACCCUGAAUUCUCACCUUUUCCUUGCAUCUUUCCCGCGCUGGCUUGUAAUAGUGACUUAACUGUAUUUGCAACCAGAAGUCUAGUUGAUCUUGUAACGGAUGUACACAUUUCUAUCUUCUUACCAGCUUGUAUGAGUUUACUUAGUAUAGAGGACUCGGUACCGUAAUCUCACGCGACACUCUUGC
This is a messenger RNA of Phanerochaete carnosa HHB-10118-sp, 2408 nucleotides long. RefSeq lists its product as uncharacterized. The transcript has 6 exons. NCBI's taxonomy places the organism in Eukaryota, Fungi, Basidiomycota, Agaricomycetes, Polyporales, Phanerochaetaceae. The record is from RefSeq and is a predicted model, not a curated record. The coding region runs from base 478 to 2217 and encodes 579 amino acids. Gene Ontology annotation, biological process: molybdopterin cofactor metabolic process. Gene Ontology annotation, molecular function: molybdenum cofactor sulfurtransferase activity.